Molecule: messenger RNA, 3860 nt
Organism: Populus euphratica (Euphrates poplar)
Lineage: Eukaryota; Viridiplantae; Streptophyta; Magnoliopsida; Malpighiales; Salicaceae
Product: protein SUPPRESSOR OF npr1-1, CONSTITUTIVE 1-like
Biological process (GO): signal transduction; defense response
Molecular function (GO): protein binding; ADP binding
Source: RefSeq, a predicted model, not a curated record
UGAAGGAGUAGGAGAAGGCAAUAGACAUGAAAAAUCGUCUCUUAUCAUCAACAAUAUUCAGCUUCUUCUACGUCUUGUUAGCUGAAGGAAAACACAUGUCAACUGUUCUUACGAUCUGUUGGAGAAAAGGGAGAGCACUUAUUGAUUCCGAUUCUUAGUGAUUGAGGAAGACACGAUAUGUUAACAGUCUGAUAUGGCAUCUUCAUCUGCUGUUGCUCAUAAAAGGAAGUAUGAUGUGUUCCUUAGUUUUAGAGGCAAGGAUACGCGCAAUAAUUUUACCAGUCAUCUCUAUGAUGCUCUGUGUCGUAAACAAAUCAAGACCUUCAUAGACGACGGGCUUGAAAGAGGAGAAGAAAUUACGGGUGCACUUCUGAGAACAAUUGAAGAAUCGAGAAUUUCAGUGAUAAUAUUCUCAAGAAACUAUGCAUCUUCUCCAUGGUGUGUGGAUGAACUGGUGAAGAUACUUGAAUGCAAGAAGGCAUACGGGCAGAUUGUUUUACCAGUUUUCUAUCAUGUGGACCCGUCUGAUGUUGAUGAACAGACAGGGAGUUUUGGGAAUGCGUUUGCUGAGCUUGAAAGAAAUUUUAAGCAGAAGAUGGACAAGGUUCCAAGGUGGAGAGCUGACUUAACAAGUGCUGCCAAUAUAUCCGGAUGGGAUUCACAGGUUACUAGGCCUGAGUCGAGACUCGUGGAUCAAAUUGUGCAACAUAUUUUGAAGAAAUUGAAUUAUGCAUCCUCAAGUGAUUUGAAGGGCCUGGUUGGAAUGGAUUCACGUAUGAAGCAAAUCGAAGCCUUGUUAUGCACACAGUUACCGGAGGUUUGUUUUGUAGGAAUUUGGGGCAUGGGUGGUACUGGUAAGACAACCAUAGCUGGAGAGAUUUUCAACAAGAUCGCAAGGGAAUAUGAAGGUCACUAUUUUCUUGCAAAUGUGAGGGAGGAAUCAGAAAAGAAUGGAGGAUUAUUUCGUAUGCGAGAUGAACUUUUCUCUAAAAUAACAGAGGAAGAAAAUCUACAUAUUCGCACUCCACGUAUUGGACUCCCUUUCAUUAAAGACAGGAUCUGCCGUAAAAAGAUUCUGAUUGUUUUCGAUGAUGUGAAUGAUGUAGAUCAAAUUGAAAUGUUACUUGGAGGAUGUGAGUCGUUUGGUCCAGGAAGUAGAAUUAUCCUAACAUCUAGAGAUAAACAGGUCCUUAAGAAAUAUUCAGACAAAAUAUUUGAGGUUGGGGGACUGAAUUACCAGGAAGCUCUUCAUCUCUUUAGUUUGCAUGCAUUUAAGGAUAACCAGAGCCCAAAAAAAUUUAUGGACCUGUCUGUGAGGGCAAUAAAUUACGCUAAAGGGAAUCCAUUAGCUCUUAAAGUCUUAGGUUCCUUUCUAUUUGGCAGAACGACAGAAGAAUGGGAAAGUGCAUUUAAUAACGUUGAAAAACUAACUCGGCAAAAAGUUCAUAGCGUGUUGAGAAUAAGUUAUGAAGCACUUGAUAGUGAAGAGAAGAGUAUAUUUCUCGACAUUGCAUGUUUCUUUAGAGGGCAUCGAGUUGAUUUUGUGAAGCGGAUACUAGAUGGCUGCGGUUUCAAAACAGAUAUUGGAUUUAGUGUUCUCAUUGACAGGUGUCUCAUUAAAAUUUCAGAUGACAAGGUUGAAAUGCAUGAUCUUUUGCAAGAAAUGGCCCAUGAAGUUGUUCGAAAAGAAUCUCUUGACGAGCUAGGAGGACAAAGCAGAUUGUGGAGUCCUAAAGAUGUAUAUCAAGUGUUGACCAAUAAUCUGGGAACUGGAAAAGUUGAAGGGAUAUUCUUGGAUGUUUCAAAAAUAAGAGAAAUCGAGUUGAGUUCUACAGCCUUGAAAAGGAUGUAUAAACUUAGACUGCUAAAAAUUUAUAAUUCUGAAGCUGGAGUUAAAUGCAGAGUGCACCUUCCUCAUGGCCUCGAGUAUCUUUCUGAAGAGUUGAGGUAUCUCCAUUGGGAUGGAUACCCUUUGACAUCUUUGCCUAGAUUUUCGUCUAUUCAAUUCUGUACAAGUUUGGUUAAGGUUCCUUCAUCUAUUCAGCAUCUGGACAGGCUUGUUGAUUUAGAUUUGAGAGGCUGCAAAAGACUAAUCAAUCUUCCCAGUAGAAUUAAUUCAAGUUGUCUAGAGACUCUGAACCUUUCUGGUUGUGCAAAUCUCAAGAAGUGCCCAGAAACUGCAAGGAAACUGACAUAUUUAAAUUUAAAUGGGACUGCUAUUGAUGAGCUUCCCCGAUCAAUUGGGGAACUCAGUGGAUUUGAGACGUUGAAUUUGAAGAACUGCAAACUCCUAGUGAAUCUUCCAGAAAACAUGUAUUUGCUGACAUCUCUUCUAAUUGCUGACAUCUCUGGCUGCUCUUCUAUCAGCAGGCUUCCUGAUUUUUCAAGUGAUAUAAGAUACUUGUACUUGGAUGGAACUGCAAUAGAAGAACUGCCAUCUUCAAUUGGUGAUCUAUGGAAACUCUUUUAUUUAUAUCUAGCUGGCUGCAACAGGCUGAAGAAUCUGCCGAGUGCGGUUUCUAAGUUAGUAUGGCUUGAAAAACUAAAUCUUUCUGGCUGCUCAAGUAUCACGGAGUUUCCAAAGGUUUCAAAUAAUUUAAAGGAGCUGUAUUUAAAUGGGACAGCAAUACGAGAGAUUCCCUCCUCAAUAGAAUGUUUGUUUGAUCUUGCUGAAUUGCACCUGCAAGACUGCAAACAAUUUGAGAUUCUUCCAAGCAGCAUCUGCAAGUUGAGAAAACUGCCAAGGCUUAAUCUCUCAGGUUGCCUCCAAUUUAGGGAUUUUCCAGAAGUUUUGGAGCCGAUGGUAUGUUUGAGAUAUCUCUAUUUAAAACAGACACGCAUAACAAAGUUGCCUUCACCGAUUGGAAAUCUGAAGGAACUUGCCUGCUUGGAACUGGGAAACUGCAAAGAUCUAAUAAACAUCGAAUGUCUUGGUGACUUGCAAUUGCCCAAGAGAGGCGUGGAUUUAGAUUGUUUGCGUAAGCUAAAUCUAGAUGGUUGCAGUCUAUCGGAAGUGCCGGAUAGUCUUGGUUGUUUAUCGUCACUGGAAGUGUUAGAUCUAAGCGGAAACGAUUUUCGGAGAAUACCUAUAAGCAUCAAUAAACUCUUGGAGUUGCUAUAUCUAGGAUUAAGGAAUUGCAAGAAACUUGAAUCAUUACCGGAGCUUCCACCACGGCUAUCAAAGUUGGAUGCAGACAAUUGCGAGAGUUUGAAUUAUCUAGAAUUAAGCUCAUCAAAUGUAGUUAAGGGGAACAUUUUUGAAUUCAUUUUCACUAAUUGCUCGAGAUUGCGUUGGAUCAAUCAAAUCUUGGCGUACUCAUUAUUGAAAUUUCAACUUUACACCAAAAGGUUAUACCUUCAGCUGCCCGAUGUUCCAGCUGUGCCAUCUAGUUUCUGCCUCCCUGGAGAUGCGACUCCGGAGUGGUUCAGCCAUCAAAGUUGGGGAUCUACAGUAACAUUCCACCUAUCUUCAAAUUGGGCUAAUAGCCAGUUCUUGGGUUUCUCUCUUUGCGCUGUCAUUGCAUUUGGUUCUGUCGGCCAUAGUUUGCAAGUUAAAUGCACAUAUCACUUCAGCAAUAAGCGUGGUGAUAGUCGUGACCUCGAUUGCUAUCUCCAUGGUUGGUAUGACGAGAAGCGCAUCGACUCAGCACACAUAUUGGUGUGGUUUGAUCCCUGUGUGGUUGCCAGAGAAGAUUAUAUGUUUAGUGAAUACAGUGAGGUCUCAAUUGAAUUCCAACCGGAAGAUAUGAAUGGUAAUCUCUUACCAUUAGAUCUUUAUCAAGUGGUUGAGUGUGGGGUUCGUCUCCAAGCCAAGAGAGCAAUGGUGGUAGACGUGAGAUGGGAGAAUGGUUUUGACAAUG